AUGCCAGACCGUCCCUCUCUCUCACUCGCACCCGUCUCCGCACCCUCGCGCCGCCCAAGCCUCCGCCGCUCCCUCUCCGGCGCCGCCUCUUCCGCCUCCGACCCGGCUCCCCGCUCUCCCCUCUCGCAGUGCACGCCCGUGACGCCCCAGAACGCGCACUUCUGGGACUCGUACUUCCCUCCUUCUCAGCAACAACAGGGGACAGUCGCGCUCCAGAGUCCGCCGAUUGGAGGACCGACGCAAGGAGGGUUCUUUGCGCCUGGAGGGGCGUCGUUUCCGGGACGACGGGCGCUGUUGAGGCGGAACUCGAGUCUUAGUAGUGUCGCGAGUUCGGUGCAGGAUGAGGAGGACGAGGACGAGCCCGAGUGGACGGCCGAGGAGGAGGAGAAGGUCCGAUUGGUCUACGAAGCCUGUCUCUCCAAGCACUUCACCACCGAAGCGCCCUUUCCCCUCACUGGCCCGCCCCCCUCAAAUUUCACCAACACCGUUGCGCGCGCAAUCCUCCGCACGUACGGUGACGAGCGACGAGCAGGCACGAGGCGGUCGAAGCGCCAGCAGGGGAUGUUCUUUGCUGGAGGAGGGGAGAGCGAAAGUGAGGGCGUGAGUGACGGGAACGGGGGGAGGAAGUGGCCCCAUGGGUUGAGGAGUACGAGGUUGAAGAUUCUUGCUCUCGCCAAGGAACGCCAGACGAAUACGCGGACGGAAGACACGCCCCGACAGGCUGGCGACCCCGACGCGACUCCCAAGCGUAGGAAGCCUCUCGCGAGGCAGGACAGCAUGGACUUCUUGCCCGACAUGACCAACAUGAGCAGCAUCGCUCGGUUGAGCAACAUGCUCCGCCCGUCCGGCGGCGACUCGAUUCCCGCUGCACCUCCGCAAGCGACGGCCUCGGCUCGCCUCCCUUCGACGGAGCAACUCGGCACCCUCGGCAUCCCCUUGACGCGCUCGCUCUCGUCCCGCCCAUCCUACCGCAUGCAGCGCACCAACUCUCUCCAGGCGAUCGCCGGCUCGCCCUCCCAGCCCGCUCGGAAGCGCCCGACUGCCUCCAUUCCCGAGCCCGCCAAACUCGCCCCAUCGUCAGCCGUACCGACGUACAAGCCCAACCCCGCCUCGUCCGCACGCAUGUCGCGUACUGGAUCCGAAUCGAGCGUCCUCCCUGCUCCGCCGCUCGCGCGUCACCUCUCUUUCUCUGGCUCGGCGUCGUCGAAGAAGGAGUCGUCGUUCUCGUUUUCGCCGACCAAGAAGGGCGCGUCGACGAUCAACCAGGGAGCAGGACUGCUCACUCCCCCGCCUUCGCUGUCGAAGAAACGCGGAGCAGGAUCAAUCGGCUUCUCGUCCUUCCUCUCGCCUACCCCGGCAGCGUCGGGCGAGAAGAACCCGCUCGGCUUGACGCUCGAUGCAGGGGCGGCCAAGCGUCCCGGCCUCGCCAGCGCGUUCAACUCGCCCUUCGUCGGUACCUACCCGAGCCCAUCGAGCGUGUCGCCCAGGAAGAAGAAGGCCAAGAUCGAGCAGAAGACGCCGGUCAAGGCGCCCAGCUUUGCGCCGGGUCUUGGACUCGGAUUGGGAAUAGGAGGGAUGGAUGGUGGACACGAGUCGGCUUUGACGGCUGACUCGGGGUCGAUGCGCGAUGAUGAGGACUCGCCUUUCUACGUCCGGCCGACGACGGAGCGCCCGACCGACUCGCUCCAGCAGGACGUCUUGUCGCCUCUCUCGACUCACCCGCCCAGCUUCACCCUCCUCGACCCGUCAAUCUCAGGCUCAAGCCUCGCAGGCCGCCGCAAUUCGCCACCCAAGCUCGUUCUGACGCCUUCGCUCUCUCCCUCUGCGUCGCCCACGUCUUCCACCUACUCUGCCUUCCCUUCGGCCUCGACUUCCGCGACGAGCCUGAUGACGCUCGGCAAGACUCCCUCGCCGCUCGACCCGACAUUCGACCUGAACGCACUCAAGCUCGAGUCGCUCAACCCUUCGCCGGUCAGCAGCGUCUGCGGGAUGGAGGAAGACGAGGACGAGGCGAUUGUGGACAGCGACGAGAGCGACUUUGGCUGCGACGGCGGGUCGAACACGAUUUUGGCGGCGGAGUAUGUCAAGGCCGGACAUGAGGCGCGGUUGUUGCGCAACAGGCUGGGCGAGUGGGCGUGGGAGCGGAAGUGA
This is a messenger RNA of Rhodotorula toruloides NP11, 2151 nucleotides long. RefSeq lists its product as uncharacterized. NCBI's taxonomy places the organism in Eukaryota, Fungi, Basidiomycota, Microbotryomycetes, Sporidiobolales, Sporidiobolaceae. The transcript has 4 exons. Bases 1 to 2151 code for a protein of 716 amino acids. The record is from RefSeq and is a predicted model, not a curated record.